Messenger RNA from Klebsormidium nitens, 2835 nucleotides. Lineage: Eukaryota; Viridiplantae; Streptophyta; Klebsormidiophyceae; Klebsormidiales; Klebsormidiaceae. The record is from the annotation of a GenBank genome assembly.
UAUGUACUGUUCAAAGUGGCUUUCUGAACAGUUGACUGGUGAUCAGCAGAUCCGUCUCAAAGACACAAGCACAAAAGUGAGGUACGCCAUCUUCGUGCGGGGCAGGCAGCUAGUCCGAAAAGAGGCUGUUCCUGCAUGUAAGUUCUGCAUUGGGAUCGACCUACUAGACUUUCACGUUUCCGUUCCCCUGGGCUCCGCAACAGUCGAGUCAGAGUCACACCAACAAUCUACCGUCGCUACGGUAUUUCCCAGUGAUAUUCUCAGGACUGGCAUCUUUUUCUGAUAGCAGCUUUUCGGAGUUAGUGCUGUAGUGCUGCUGCUGAGUUCUCUUUUCAGAAGCCAGCCCUGACGCAUCAUUAAAUCUGGCCGACUGGAGUCAGCAGCUUUUAAGAGAAAAUCCUUGCAAGAUCGAUGCAGGGCGCCGUCUCUUCCGCUCCACCAAUGGAUGCCCUUGGUCUGCUCAAAAAAUCAGUUCCGCUCGCUCGGUCUGCCGUCGUGGCGAUCGCCACCAUUCUGAUCCUCUUUGUUUCUUGUUCUCUGCUCGUCGCUGAUCAAACCCCGCUCCAUGUUGGCUCAGGGAUCUCCCUAGCAUCCGCAUCAGCACUAGUACAGAGAUUUUUGUCACUCGGGAGCUUAGAAGCAUAUGCAGAGAGUGUUCAAGCACUGGAGAUGGAGAUGAAAAAUAUCAGCGGAAAGGUGGAGAGUUUGAAAGAUAGUCACUUAGCGGCACAGCUUGCGAUGGCCGCACUGAACCAAACAGUGCAGUCCAAAGAAGGGGCACUAGCGGCUGAGAUCCACAAUUUGCAGGCAUCAGAGCUAGCGGCAGAGCUCGCAUUGGCCACAUUGAAUCAGACAGUGCUGUUAAAAGAGGGGGCAUUUGCAUCUGAAAUUAAGACUCUGCGGGCAUCAGAUCUGGAGCACUCAAAUGCGGAGAGCCAUAGUGCAGUUUCCGAAGAGCGAUUAGAUGAGAAACCAGAGCAUAACAUUGGUGCAGAGAAACCAGUGCAGACACAAUUGGAGCGGUGCUCUUCAGGAAUGUUGCUAGGGGGUUGGCAAGAUUCAACAUACAUUCCGCUGCCUUUUGAUAUCAUGGACGUAUUUCAAGCAGAGGCAGAAGGCAAACUUUCUGCCGAGCAGGAAACGGGCUUGCAGUAUAAAGGGACAGACUUUACAUCCGUAGCAGACGCAUUUCCCUCUCUUAAGCACAAGCCCUCCAGUGAUGGGGGCUUUACUUUCCGACCGCCCUGCUUCUAUCACACAUAUUCGAAGGGGGAGUUUGUCCGCCUGUUUGCGGGGAAGUGGCUGUACUUUCUGGGAGACUCAAACACCAGGGCGCUCGUUCUUGGAUUGCUCACCAUUCUAGAUCCCACCCACAACCAGCCGUUUGACGAGCAGCGAUGGUUCAACAGCUCGGGCAAAGUCAGAUUCCCGCACGUUGAGACGAUUGAUUACUUUUUGAGAGAUGACGGGUCGAUUUUGUCAAAGUUCGGGGAGACCGGAGGGACCGUUCCGGGAAAGAACGAAGUGCCGUCGGAGCCUUACAGCGUCCGCAUCAGCUUUCGAAUGCAAUCGGAUGUGAGGCGGAUGCUUUGGUCAUUCCCCGACACUCUUGGCGAAGACAACUGGCGGCCCGACUUUUUGUACUUCAACACCGGCAACUGGGACUCGGGGGAAGCGGUCCACAACAACGUGUCGUGGUCGGUCAUCGAAGAUGCGUACGGGCCCCUCUUUGAAAAGAUUGCGACCACGUGCAAGCCUGAGCGGCAGGUUUGCGUGUGGGGCACUCUCACGAGCAACGUCCACCUGGAGCACCCGUACCAGCACUCGCGCCUCGCGCUCGCGCAGUGGCGCCAGCUGGCAAGAAUUGCGCGCGCGCAGUCCGAAGAGGGGCGUCCGAAGAGCCUGCACGUUUUGGACCGCUUUUGGGCGGCCCACGUCAGCGACCAAGGGAGGGGGGGCCACUACGGACACGAGGUCAACACUUGGGACAUCCAACGGUUGAUGCAUGUCUACCACGGCAUCGUACGAACGACCGUCGAUGUGAAGCCGCCCAAAAGCAAGCAACUAGAGACGGGGGGAAACAAGCUCCCUGAGUGCACGCUCAAAGUGGACGGGCAUCUCGCGAGCGCAAAGUGCGACUGGUUUCCGGAGUUGGUUACGUUUGGGGACGGGUGCGUCAUGGAAAGGACUGACCCGGGGGAGGAUGACGGCGGGUUACAUAUGUGGGAGCGCAACUGCGAAGCGAAAGUUGUCUACAGCACCGGAGUAGCCUGAGGAGUCUGAGGAGCCCAGCCUAGAGCAGUUCAGGCAGCGAGAUCCUCCAUUUCAAAGUACUCUAUACUCCUGCACUCUAUACUCAUGUCAUGAUGCAUCAUUGGCAGCAGUUCCGCACAUCUCAAACAAUGUGCAUUCUCGACCGCGGCUCAAUAAUUGCUCAUGAAAGCUGUUCACUAAGUUUGAGGCUUGCACGCGACUAAACUAAGAGUUGAAAUGGGUUGGAAUAGUAAGUUGCUAGCCUGGCAAGACAGGGCCGAGGAGACCUAGCUUAAACGGGGUCAGCAUGGAAAUCCUCAAGCAGAUACUCUUACUAGUUCCUUCAAGGAGACCAAAUUCUAGAAAACCGGUCUGCCCAAAUGAGUUUCUUAACAUCAUCUGAUAGAGCUAGCGAACGGAGAUCUACUGAGUUUUAGCAGUCACGGCGUUGUACUUGGAUGAUAGCGAAACUGAUCGAUGGUGUCAUAGGAAAGCUCGUAUACAUAAGCUGCGUUGUAGAGGCUGGAGAUUCCGUAGAAGCCGGCCAUAGACCCGGCCCACGGCUAUAGUAAGAUGUGGAAC